AUGAAGGGUACUGGGCUCGCGACGAGGCUGGCAAGGAGCGGUGGCAAAGGAUUGGGCUCUUGGACUUGGACGUGUAGGAGCUGUCUGCCGCAGACAAGGCCGAAUAUAGGGGGGCAUGUGAGGGGAUAUGCUACGAGGAACUCGGGGAAGGCAUACGGGAAUGGAGCGCGGCCAAAGAGGAAGGGAAGGGUGUUGGCUGCUUCGGCCGUCGGAGGAGUAGGGGUAGGAGCGUCGGUGCUGGCGUUUGGGGACGGCGUGCAGCAUGCGUAUGAGGCGGUCGAGAGGUCGGGGAGGGUGGUUAGCGUGCUGGCUGUGUGUAUCAAUGAUUACCGCGUUACUUUGAAUCAGAACGAGAAGACGGACAAUGAAGAGGAGAAUAAUUUCAGAUUGAAGGCGUGCCACCAGAGGUGUGCGGAUCGCACGUUGAGGGUGCUGGAGAAGAAUGGGAGUAUUUUCAUCAAGUUGGGACAGCAUCUAAGUGCUAUGAACUACCUAUUACCCAUCGAGUGGACGGCGACUUUUAUACCGUUGCAAGAUAAAUGUCCUGUCUCGUCGUUCGAAUCGAUAGAAGCCAUGUUCGAGAAAGACACAGGGGAAAAGCUUUCGGAUUACUUCUCCGAGUUCAAUCCGAAACCUAUAGGAGCCGCGUCUUUGGCCCAAGUACAUCUGGCGACGGUGAAAGAGACGGGACAAAAAGUUGCAGUGAAGGUCCAGCAUCCAGCACUAGCCGAAUGGGCAAAUCUGGACUUGGCUCUCACGCGAUUUACCUUCUCAACGUUGAAGAGAUUCUUCCCCGAAUAUGACCUCGAAUGGCUCUCUUUAGAAAUGGAGAUCUCUCUUCCACAAGAACUAGAUUUCCAGCUAGAAGGCCAAAACGCCCUCCGAACUAAAGAGUACUUCUCUCACAAACCCGAGCUGCCUCUCGUCAUUCCCAACGUCCUCUGGAGCAAGAAGCGAAUCCUAGUCAUGGAGAACGUCUCCGGGCACCGCCCUGACGACCUCGAAUUCCUCGACGCGAACGGAAUCGACAGAGAUGAAGUCUCGGCGGCCCUCGCCCGCAUCUUUAACGAGAUGAUAUUCGGCACAAACGCCCCCCUACACUGCGAUCCUCACGGGGGUAACAUUGCCAUCCGCAAGAACACAUCGAGGCGUGGUGCGAACUUCGACAUCAUCCUCUACGACCACGGCCUGUACCGUGAUAUCCCCAUGAAUCUCCGCCGCUCGUAUGCGAAGUUAUGGCUGGCGGUAAUAGAUGCAGAUGAGACUAGGAUGCGCAAGUACGCGAAGGAAGUGGCUGGGAUCACUGAUGAGCAAUUUCCGCUCUUUGCGUCGGCUAUCACGGGGCGUGAUUACCGCGUGCUGACGAAAGAUGUGUCCAUGGCGCGGACUGCCGAGGAGAAGAAGAGCAUCAACGACGCGCUUGGGGAGGGGAUGUUGCAGCAGCUGGUGCAGAUGCUUGGGCAAGUGCCACGGAUCAUCCUCCUCAUCUUGAAGACGAACGACUUGACGCGAAGUCUAGACGAAAACCUGCAAACGAGACAGGGGCCUGUGAGGACGUUUUUGAUCCUGGCGAGGUAUUGCUCGAAAACGGUGUUUGAGGAGCAGCUGGAGAUCUUGAUGGGGAGGGGGAGUCUGUUCUGGCCUGGGAAUCUGUGGGGGUUGGUGAGGGCCUGGGCGGGGCAUUUUCGGGUCGAGAUGAAGCUGGGGGCUUUCGAGGCGUGGCUGGCUUUCAAGAGGGGAUUGAGCGCUGUCGUUGGGUAG
Messenger RNA from Drepanopeziza brunnea f. sp. 'multigermtubi' MB_m1, 1761 nucleotides. RefSeq lists its product as uncharacterized. NCBI's taxonomy places the organism in Eukaryota, Fungi, Ascomycota, Leotiomycetes, Helotiales, Drepanopezizaceae. The record is from RefSeq and is a predicted model, not a curated record.